UCUCUGCUCUGCGCCCCAGUUCCUGUGGGAAAAACAAGUGUUUUGGUUGCAAGUGUUCGGUGGAUUCCCAAGCAGACGCCUCAGUUCUGUGCCAUCCAGAGCCAAUGGAUACGACCAGGGUUGCAGUUAUUGGUGCAGGAGUGGUUGGGCUCUCCACAGCUGUCUGCAUUUCUGAAUCCAUCCCACAAUACUCCAUUGAUGUUAUUUCAGAUAAAUUUACACCUGACACCACUAGUGAUGUAGCCGCUGGAAUGCUCAUGCCUCAUGCUUAUCCAGAUACACCAGUUCACCUGCAGAAGCAAUGGUUUCAAGAGACCUUUGACAGAUUGUUUGCAAUUGCUAAUUCAUCAGAAGCUGUAGAAGCUGGCAUUCAGCUGGUAUCUGGCUGGCAGAUAUAUAGAAGCAUGCCCCCCCCAGAGAGGCCCUUCUGGGCUGAUACCGUGCUGGGAUUUCGAAAGAUGACUGAAGCGGAACUGAAGAAAUUUCCGCAGCAUGUAUUUGGCCAAGCUUUUACGACCAUGAAAUGUGAAAGCCUCUCCUAUCUGCCGUGGCUAGAGAAAAGGUUAAGAGGAAGUGGAGGCCAGGUUCACACCAGAAAAGUAGAAGACCUGUGGGAGCUAUAUGGUGCCUAUGAUGUUGUUGUCAAUUGUUCAGGUCUCGGAAGCAGAGAGUUAGUAGGUGACUUGAAGAUUUUCCCUGUGAGAGGCCAAGUCCUGAAAGUUCAAGCACCCUGGAUGAAUCAUUUUAUCAGAGAUGGGGAUGGACUGACCUAUAUUUACCCAGGAACCUUCAAUGUAACACUAGGUGGAACAAGACAGAAAGAUGACUGGAACCUGUCUCCAGAUCCACAAAAUAGCAGAGAAAUUCUUUCCAGGUGUUUAGCUCUUGAACCAUCUCUUCAAAGAGCCUGGGAUAUCAAAGAGAAGGUGGGCUUGCGGCCAUGCCGGCCAGGAGUGCGACUACAGAGAGAGGUAUUAGUAAAGGAUGGACAUCAACUUCCUGUAGUUCACAACUAUGGCCACGGUGCUGGUGGCAUAUCUGUGCACUGGGGCACUGCUCUUUAUGCUGUUCAGUUGGUCAAGGAAUUAAUCACCACCUUGAAAAUUUCCACCUCCAAGGCAAAGUUGUAAAUGAUGAGAUUGCAUAUGGUACAUUGUAAUUGGUCAUCAGCAACAGGCUUUAAUCGAAUCUUAAUAAAUGGUCCAAGGAUAUGGACAGCUUGUGGAUUAAGAAAUCAAAGGUGUAUAUAGUCAGAUUAAAAAUGCUCUAAAUCAUUAUUGAUUAAAGAAAUGCAUAAUAAAACUCUGAGAUAUCAUCUCACAUCUAUCAGAUUGGCUAAAAUGGUGAAAGGGGAAAUGGUAAGUGUUGGAGGGGAUGUGGAAAAGUGGGGACACUAAUACAUUGCUGGUGGAACUGUGAACUGAUCCCACCAUUUUGGAGAGCAAUCUAGAAUUAUGCCCAUAGAGUUAAAAAACUAUUUCCCAGCAAUACCACUAUUAGGUCUAUUUCCCAAGGAAACAGGGAAAAAGGAAAACAGCCUAUAUGUCCUAAAAUAUUUAUAGUAGCUUUCUUUGUGAUGGAAAAGAACUAGAAAUAGGGUUUGCCCACCAAUUUCAGAAUGGUUAAAUAUGUUGUGGCAUAUGAUUGUGAUGGAAUACUAUUGCAACAUAAGAAAUAAUGAGAAGGUUGAUUUAAAAAAUUUAUUUUUAUUAUCAUGCAAAACAUACUUCCAUAUUGUUCAUUGUUCUAGAUCAUUGCCAUUGCUGAGAGUAGCCAGGUUUUCACAGCUGAUCAUCAUGCAAUAUUGCUAUUACUGUGUGCAAUGUUUUCCCUUUUUGACUUAUUUCACUCUGCAUCAGUUCCUGUAGAUAUUUCCAGCUUUUUCAGAAAUCACCUUGCUUAUCAUUUCUUAUGGCUCAAUAGUAUUCUAUCACUGAUAUGUUCUACAAUUUGUUUAGCCAUUCCCCAAUUGUUGAAUAUACCUUCAAUUUCCAACUCUUUGCCCCAACAAAAAGAGCUGCUAUAAAUAUCUUUGUACAAGUAGGUCCUUUCCCCUUUUUUAUUAUCUCUUUGGGAAACAGACCAAUAGUCAUAGCCCUUAAUUUAUAAAAAAAAGCACAUUAUUAUGAUUUUUAUCCCGUCUCAGCUCUCAUAGACCUUUUUUCUUGUUGUUCUCUUAUUAGACUGAGCUAUUUAAGGACAGGGACUUUCUGUCUCUCUUUGUAUCCCCAGUACUUACUACAGUGACUGGUGUAGAGGAGAUAAUGAAUACUUGUUGAUAGGAGGUCCUGGGUUCAAAUGUGAUCUCAUAAACUUCCUAGCUGUAUGACCUUGGGCAAGUUAUUUAACUCCAAUUGCUUAGCCCUUGCAGAUCUUCUGCUUUGGAACUGACACUUAGUAUCAAUUCUAAGACAGAAGGUAAGGGAUAAAAAAAAAUGCUUUUUGACUGACUGUGUUCCAUGCUGGAAUCAAGCAAAUUCCAAGGAUGCUCAAAAAUGGGGCUAUUCCAUUAGAACCAUGAAAGCCUCAAUUAGCCAGGAUCCCAGACCUAUCUCAGUCUCUCUUGUGUCUUCCUAAGAGUCUGUGAAGCCCAUGCUUGUUUUCUCUCAAAUGCUAGUCAAGCCUAACUAUGGCUCGUGUACUAUCAAUGAUUGGUGGUCCUUUCAAAGUCUUCCCAAACUUUCAAUACAGUUCAAUAAAUAACUAUCACUUACCUCUUGAGCACAAAUCACUAUACUAGGGGAGGUACUGAAUUUAGUUAAGAUAGGGUUGUUUGUCCUCACAGAACCAGCUAUCAAAUUACUAAGGAGAUGAAAUAUAGAUUUUCCCAGUGAUAUAUGACAAAUACUGUACCACAAAAAGACCAUGUCAAAGUUAUUCCCAACAGAGGGGAUCAAGGAAGCCUUCACAGAGGAGUCAGUAUCGGAGUUGGGAUUUAAAGGAUGGGUAGGACUUCAACAAGUAGGAAAGGGAGGGUGAGGCUAUCCCAGACAGAGAAAACAAUAUCAGCAAAUGCACAAGAGCAGGAAAACCCAGAACACAGUCUGGGGAGAGAAUACCCCAGUUUAACUGGAGUAUUUGUUGUCAAGUGAUUUUUCUGUUGUGUCCAACCCUUUAUGACUCUAUUUGGGGUUUUCUUUGCAAAGAUUCUGAAGUGGUUUGCCAUUUCCUUCUCUAGUUCAUUUUACAUUUGAGGAAAUUAAGGCAAAAGGUUAAGCUACUUGCCUGGGGUUACAUAACUAGUAAAUUGUCAAGUUCGGCUUGAGGAAUUAUUCAUGGAUCAAUGAACUGAGAUGAGAAAAAUGGUUCUGGGAUUACAGGAGAACUGAACUGCCAGACUGACAGAUCAGACAUGCAGACAUCCUCUUGCCAGGCAGUGACAAAGUUUAUUGAUUUGGGGUGCACAAUUUAUAGGUAAAAUGACAUAGACUGAGAGAUUAGAUAAGCCUUUUGCAGGAACAAUGAUUAGUAAUGAUUUACGAGAUGGAAACACUGUAGAUUACCUUAGUGGUUCUGAACAGAGUUUUCUAUAGGAUAAUAAAUCACAGGUAAUAUGUCAAUUUAACAUGGCAAUGUAUGACCCAAUAUUGUAUGUUCUUCCCACAGAACUCUUUUAUUAUUAUUAUUAUUAUUAUUAUUAUUAUUAUUAUUAUUAUGUAUUUGUUAUUAUUUUCUUGGCUGGACAUACGAUAUUUGUUUUUCUCAUGCUAGAGCAGGCUACAUAUCUGGCAAUAUCUAAGCUAUGAUUUCCCAGAGAUCUUGCAAACUGGGGUGCAUUGGGCAUUCCACAGCCUUGCUGGAAUGUGUAUAAUUAGAAUCUGCUCCCCAGGACUCUAAAUCCCAGCAGCCUAUUUGUGUGUUUACCUAUGUCCAUACAUAGGGAGUAUAUAUUUUGAUGUAGCCCUAUCUCUUGUUGUUUUCCCCUGAUUGUGGCUGGGAAAGCUGGCUUUAUGCCAGGCAGGAGAACCUACAUAUGUGGGUUUAUUUUUUGUUAGAUAAUUAGGUUUGAACUUCUAUUUCUUUUAGUUUAUUUUCUUUCUACUUAAACUGAUUAUCAAUAAACCUUGUAAAAUAUGAUACUUGUAGUUAUUGGAUAUUAAUUUAAAUUUCACAAAUGGAAGCCCCUAAUCUUCUUAUGCUGUUCCCUCAGUAAGUAUCUGAGGUCAGAUUUGAACUCAUGAAGAUAAGUCUUCCUGACUCCAGGUUAGGCACUCUAUCCACUGAGAUAUCUGGCUGCCCCUUGACUGGAGCAUAGCAUACAGAUAAGGAAGGAAAAAUAGAGUGACUCUUGUUUGUAGAAUGAAUGCUAAACCAAGGACUUUGAAUGUUAUUUGGUAGACAAUGGAGAGGUCCUGAAGACUUUUUUGAGCAGAAAACUCUCAUGACCAGAUCUAUAUAUGAGAAAUAUUAUUCUAGGGGGCAGCUUGGUGGCUCAGUGGAUUGAGAGCCAGGCCUAGAGAUGGGAGGUUCUGGGUUUACAUCUGCCCUCAGACACUUCCUAGCUAUGUGACACUCUGGGCAAGUCACUUAACCCCCAUUGCCUAACCUUUACUGCUUUUCUGCCUUGGAACCAACACACAGUAUUAAUUCUAAGACAGAAGGUAAGGGUUAAAAAAAGAUUAUUCUGAUAGAGUAAUAUAAAGAAUGGGUAAGAAGAGAAAUUAGAGCCAAGAAGACCUGUUUAGAGGCUAUUGGAACAGUCCACGGUAUGGAAAUGAGGGUUCAUAUUAGGAUGAAAGCAGUGGGAAUAGAGAAGUGGGGGUGUAUGUAAGAAAUGUUGUGGAAAGAGAAUUGACAGCGUUUGGUAAGUAAUUUUGAGAGGUGAUGAGGAAGAAAGAGUAAAAGGAUGUUUUGAAUAUGGGCAAGCGGGCAGAUGAAUCCAGAAAAUGAUUAGAACUGGGACAGAGAGAAAGAGCUAUAUAAUAAUUCCAAAAGCCUGUUUAGUCCAAGUCAACAAGCAUUUAUUAACCACUUACUGUGUGCCAGGUGCUAUGUUAAUCCCUCAGUGAAGCUGUCUGGACAUUUAUUCCAUAGAGGAGCAGUUGGCCUAGAGCCAAUGGCUGCUAGUUAGGAAAUAUGUGGCCAUUUCUGUAAUGCAGCAUUAAGAGAUUUACAGCUUCAAAGUCUAAUGGGACAUGGGAGUGGGAGCCAACUAGGUUAUUAUCAUUGUAUUGCUUUACUAAUUUUGACUCUGUGCCACAUGCUUCAGGAAUGUCUUUUAGAAAUUAUCUGGAAACUUUAAAAUCUAAAGAUAUGCUACUAUAAUGGAAAGCAUGCUGCAUUAGAAAUGAGGGGUUUCUGCUAAUAACCUUUUGCAUGACCUUGGCCAAAUGACUUAUUUUUUCUAGGCAUCUCACCUGUAGUAAUGUUAGAUUAAGUAGCUUCAUUCCUUUAAUCAAUAUUUAGUAAGUGCCUACUAUGCGUAAGGUAUUGUCCUAGGUGCUGGAGGUACAAAUCAGCUAUAGGGAUAUAUCAUGCAAGCACAUAGCAAUAAUCCAAAUUUUGGUGGAUCUGUGCAGGGGAGAGGUCAAAUGAGUGUGUAAUUAGAAAAUCUUGAACCCUUGGACUCCAUCUCCCAGAAUUCUUUUCUUGUCCCAAGAUUCCUUUUCCCUUCCUUCACUCCUCCCUCUUGUGAGGCUGGGUGAGCUCCCUUUGCUUCUCUAGCCUUUUAUUUUCCUUUUUGCUUCAAGGUAUUAUUAAUAAAUCUUAUUAAAUAUAA
Molecule: messenger RNA, 5719 nt
Organism: Monodelphis domestica (gray short-tailed opossum)
Lineage: Eukaryota; Metazoa; Chordata; Mammalia; Didelphimorphia; Didelphidae
Gene: DDO
Product: D-aspartate oxidase
Biological process (GO): L-aspartate catabolic process; D-amino acid catabolic process
Cellular component (GO): cytoplasm
Molecular function (GO): D-aspartate oxidase activity; FAD binding
Source: RefSeq, a predicted model, not a curated record